This is a messenger RNA of Neltuma alba, 1410 nucleotides long. Its product is annotated as acidic endochitinase SE2-like. Gene Ontology annotation, cellular component: extracellular region. The coding region runs from base 1 to 1410 and encodes 469 amino acids. Gene Ontology annotation, molecular function: chitinase activity. Lineage: Eukaryota; Viridiplantae; Streptophyta; Magnoliopsida; Fabales; Fabaceae. The transcript has 3 exons. Gene Ontology annotation, biological process: carbohydrate metabolic process. The record is from RefSeq and is a predicted model, not a curated record.
AUGAAACCCCAAGCUAAACCGAAAAAGCUUCAGUCUUACCCUCUUCCAUCAUCGAUCAUGGCUUCCAACAAACCAGUUCUCAUUCUCCUUUCCCUCCUCACACUGUCCUCCAUCGUCAUCUUCAAACCCUCUCAUGCCGUUGAUUUCCCCAUGAGCAAACCUGGUUGGAAAAUCGCCGUCUACUGGGGACAAAACAACGAAUCCAGUGAAGGACCCUUAACCGAGGCAUGCGACUCUAAUCUCUACAACAUCGUCGCCAUCGCAUACCUCCAUGUUUCCGGCAACACAACAUCCUUAAACCUGGAAGACCACUGUCCUCUCGGCAACUGCUCCGCCCUAGCUUCACAAAUCCAACACUGUCAAAGCAAAGGCAUACAAGUCUUCCUUUCCGUCGAGGUGGAUGCCGUCGAUGAUCCUACUUCCUUGGCACAGUAUCUCUACGAUAGCUUUCUCAGCGGAAAAUUAGGCCCUCUCGGAGCAGUGACCUUGGACGGCAUCGAUCUUGCCCACGUUGAAUACAGCUCAGAGCCAUGGGACGAACUUGUGAGGGCGAUCAAUGGUUCGACCCAAGACAAAAAGAUUUACAUUUCAGGAGCCCCACAUUGCGAUACCAGUUCCUUGGACAGUGCAAUCGACACGGGUCUUUUUGAUUAUCUCUGGGUUUUAUAUUAUGGCCCAUGGGCCACGUGCGAAUAUUUAGGAAACAACGACUUCACAAAUCUUCUUAACUCAUGGGCAAAAUGGACGUCAAAGCCAGGUUUAGCUAAUAGCUCAGUGUUCUUGGGUUUAGUAGCGUCAAAUGAGACAUCCGCAGCAUCCUAUGGUUACAUACCACCAGAAGAGCUCAAGUCUGAAGUUCUUCCGACCGUGACGGAAUCUUCAAACUUCGGAGGAGUCAUGCUCUGGAACAGGUACUAUGACAAGGAAACAGGUUAUAGUACUAAGAUAAGGGAUGCUUUGGGUCAAGGAGAUUCAACAGUCUCUUGGCCAAAUCUGCGUAAAAAUGCAUGGCAUAGAAACGCAGCUCUUAGAGACUAUCCAUUGUCAUCCCUCCCCUCCAUGUCUUUUCAAAUCGCUUCCACCACCACAUCAGGAGCUACUACUAUAAGAUGGUAUCCCAGCGUCGUGACCAUAGCAAGCUUGGUAAAAAGGUCUGCUACUUGGUUGCUCUCUCUCGGAACAUGCUUGAAGACAACUGUCCAUUCUCUGGUUCUCACAGAUUUAAUUUCUUCAAUCAGGGACACAUCAACGUGGGUCGAGAGGUCCGCCUCGUUAAUCAGCCUAAGGACCUCAGUUGCGUCAGUUUCUAACACUACUUGUCCUGAUCCUGAAUCCCAAGCUAGUUUAGGCCCCAACAAAAUCGCCCAAAGCUCCGUGAUCAAAGCAUCACCUGUGGAGCCCUUAGGAUGA